AGUAUAUAGUGCCUCUCGCCCCACUCUUCGUUUUCCCAUCCCAAUGCUGCACACCUUGAUUUCGUACAUUACGCACCUUUUCACCUCACGGAUAUGAGAUAGGUCAUAUCACACAACAGUAAAAAUGAGUUCUCAAGAAACAACUGACAAUGUACCAGAAGUUAAUUCACCUAACAUAUCAUCAAGACCAAAAAAUUGGGUCCAAUUUGAGGAUGAAACACCUGUUAAAGAUAACAGUGGCACGGAAGAGAAAACUAAAACAAAUGCACCAGCUGUAAUAAAACCAGAGUCGGUUACAGUAAAUGUUGAAAAGAUUGGAAAAACUGUUGACAAGUUAGAUAAUCAACGAAUCAAAAACAAUGAAUAUAGGGGUGCUGUGAUAUCAACUGAAUCCGUCCAGAUUAAUUUAGAUAGGUCAGGUUUAAAUCGUUCCAUUACAUCUGAAAGUCCAGAUCUUAAUUUGCCAUCCGAAGUAAGAGUUUCUGAUCCUAAAAGUGCAUCUCUAAAAACUAUUGAUCUCAGAGAUGUAUCUAAUGGUAGAAGUGCUGCAAGUAAUGUUAUAAGUACACCUAUUGGAAAUAUUAGACAAGGUUUUGCCAAUGGAGAUACUAUAGUUACUCUUUUGCCAGUUAAUACCAGAUGGCCAUGGAUUACACCAGCUAAAUUUAGACCAGAAUUAGUACCUGAGGAAUUAAUGGCUCAGGGCUUAACGCUUACUGUAGAAGACUACGUACACAUAAUGGAAUUGCUUGUAAAUGAUGUACGUUUUAAUAUGUACAAUGUAUGCUAUAAAAGAAUACUUGUCCUUUGGAUAUUUACUGCAUUUAUUGUACUGCUUGGCUUAUUGUUUUCUGGAGUGACUGGUCUUACUUUGUUUGGCCUUGGUGUCAUGUGGUUAGUCCUCAAUGCUGCAGCGAUAUUCUUUUGCAUGUUCGUCAAGAUAAAAUUAAACCAUAAUCUUGAGAAAUGUAUGGCUCAAGUCAACAAGCACUUACUUCGACAUAAAAUAUUGCUUGGAUUGGAUGAUAGAGGGAAGAUUUCGUGUCAUAAAGUCAAUCUCUGUUUCAUAUACUUUGAUACUACAGAUUGCAUCAAAAAGCUACAAGAAGUAAUAGAACGAGAAGAACGCGAAGGAAGAGUAAUUGGCGAAGAUGGAAAUUCUGAGAUGCGUCGAAAAAGGGAAUUACAACAGCGAAUGGAUAUCGAUGAUAGCGACAUUGUGAUACAAGGCAAUACGACCACCAGAAUUUCUCGUAAACAGGAACGGGCGGAGUUGCUGCUGCUGAGGUAUGCAUCUCGAUGGGCACAUCACUUUGUGCGCCGCAGACUUGAUCUGGUUAUAGACUCGCAAGAACGUAAUAGAGACAUCGCGGGUCUAUCGGUUCCACCACGACAUUGUGUCUCCGCCCGUUGUCCUUGUCAAUUUAUUGAGGACCAUCUCAAAUACAAGCCUAGAGCUGGACAAAAGGCGAUAAACUUUGAUAUUUUAUCUCGACCACAUUUUGUCAGUACAUGAAAAUCAUUCAGUAAAUAGUAUCGUGAUAUCCACCUGGCUUUACAUGGUGUGCUUAUCUUAAUGAUCCACUAGUUAGGUAUGAUGUUACAUCAGGCAUUCCUAAUUAACAAUUUUAAUGAUGCACAACAGUAUUUUUUAAAGCAUUUUCAAAGAAAUAAACAUAUUAAUAACAUUAUCAUAUUUACUAAAAUGAUUUUUAAUACUUUUGAACUUUAAAUACAACAAAAUUUAUAUCUUAUAAAAAAAUACUUUUGAAAUCCAUAUGGAACGAAAAUAUGUGAUUAAUGAACCAGUACAUUUGAGCAACUAAAAAUUCACACGAUAUAUAUGUAGUUUUCUAUAUCGUGAAACUUUAUAUCACUAUAUAAAUAUGUUUAAACUAAAGUAUAUAUUUUAAUAUCUACAAAGUAUGUAUACCAUAAAAUACAUUAUAUUUCUUGUUGCAA
Molecule: messenger RNA, 1962 nt
Organism: Hylaeus anthracinus
Lineage: Eukaryota; Metazoa; Arthropoda; Insecta; Hymenoptera; Colletidae
Product: transmembrane protein 268
Exons: 7
Coding region: 125-1516 (463 amino acids)
Source: RefSeq, a predicted model, not a curated record